CUCGCCGAGACUAUACUUUCUCUGAAUAAAACGAUUCGCCGUGGUGGGGCCAAUCCGCACUGAGAAUAUACCGGCCUCAACCAAUCGUCGACGAGAAAACUUCCGAUUUGUCCUGUCGUCUGUCUUCACACCGUCGGUUUUUCGUGUCACCAGAGAGAAACACCAGAAAACCAGAACAAGAUAUAUAUAGUUAUAGUUUCCAUUCAAGUUCAAUAACUAACAAUGUGCCAAGCAUGUGAGGUGCUAUUAUAGUGAUGGAUUUAAUUAAAAAACCAAUCAUUGAGGAAAUACGAUCUCUAAUUAACAACAUCGUCUUUCAAUAUGCGACGAGUCAGGAAGAUUAUCGAAGGGUUUAUGUUUGGGGUUUGGCGGAACACGGAGCAUUGGGAACUUUAGGAAAAACAAGAAUAGUGGACGACGUAGCUUACAUAGGAAAGCCUAGCCGAUUGUAUUUUGGAGAGAAGCACAAAGUGGUUGAUGAUAUAGGUUGUGGCUAUGGAUUUUUUAUGUUCGGAGUCAAUUCUGACGACAGAAAAAUUGUUUAUGGCAAUGGAAUCAACACAGAUUCGCAAAUUGGUAAAUAUGACUCGGACGAACAGUACACAGCCGGAAUAAUUCCUGUCCCAAGACCCAUUCAUUUGCCAUUGAAGAGUCUUUCACUAAAAGUACUUGGACUCGCAGCGGGAAGAGCUCACUCUUUAAUUUUAACCAGUGAGGGAGUUUUCACGUUGGGCAACAACGGUUAUGGACAAUGCGGAAGGCCCAUUAUAGGAAACGAAGAAUAUGCGCAGAGUCGAGUUGUCCAUCAUAUUCCUAACGUCAAAGGUGAAAACAUAACUGGCGUUGCUGCCAGCCAGGAUCAUAGCAUUCUUUUAACAGAAAAGGGUAGAGUUUACACUUUUGGUUGGGGCGCCGACGGCCAAACUGCUCUGGCUCACUACAAAAAUGAAUGGCAACCGUCCCUGGUCAAAGGUGAUCUGACUGGUCAGCAUAUAACCAGAUUGGCAUGCAUCGCCGACUGCGUUUUGGCUUUCAGUGACAAGGGAAAAGUCUUUGGCUGGGGCAACUCGGAAUAUGGACAACUUCCAGGCAAAGGCGAUAAUCACGAAAUCAAUAUCACCACAGAAUUAGUGAUUCCUUCGGAAGUUGGGCACGUUGUUGACAUCCCUGCUGGUGGCAGUUUUUGCAUGCUCUUGAACAGCACUGGCAAUGUCUACGUUUGGGGCUACGGCAUUCUCGGAUUCGGACCUGAAGUUCUGACGGUUGACAAACCUACUCUCAUUCCUCCCACCCUCUUCGGUGCCAACCCCUACGACAAAAAUCUUAAGGUUUCGAAGAUCUGCUGCGGUAUCAGCCACCUCGGAGCUGUGACCAACACGGGCGAUCUCUACAUGUGGGGUAGAAACAAAUUCGGUUUCCUGGGCCUCGGUAAUCGAAAUGAUCAAUUUUUCCCUCUGAAGGUCGCAAUCGGAGCGCAGGUGAAAAUAGUUGCCUGCAGAGUCGACCACACAGUGACGCUGUGUAAACCCUUCAUUUGAAUAAAUUGUGGAAAAUUAUGAAAAUGAAAACAAGCAAACCCCAGAAGAAAACGUAAUUAAUAUUUUACGUUAGAACUUUAAACGAAUCAGUGAAACUCGAUUCCCCUGUAAAUAUCAGAAAAAAUAAAAAUGUAAUUUGCGAACGAAUAAAGAGAGAAAAUUUUCCAAAAAAAAUCUGAACAAUUACAUUUU
Molecule: messenger RNA, 1730 nt
Organism: Venturia canescens
Lineage: Eukaryota; Metazoa; Arthropoda; Insecta; Hymenoptera; Ichneumonidae
Product: RCC1-like G exchanging factor-like protein
Exons: 9
Coding region: 255-1538 (427 amino acids)
Biological process (GO): positive regulation of mitochondrial translation
Cellular component (GO): mitochondrial inner membrane
Molecular function (GO): rRNA binding; guanyl-nucleotide exchange factor activity
Source: RefSeq, a predicted model, not a curated record